Messenger RNA from Moneuplotes crassus, 807 nucleotides. The record is from the annotation of a GenBank genome assembly. NCBI's taxonomy places the organism in Eukaryota, Ciliophora, Spirotrichea, Euplotida, Euplotidae.
AUGAAGAUGGCAGAAAAAGAAGAAUACACCUGGUUCUUAUGAUUCAAAAGAAAGAAGAAUACGAGUGAUAAAGUAAAGAAAGUCAAACCCAAAUUAGCUCAAAUUGUUGAUGAAAGCAGCCAAUCGAGCCAAGAAGAGUUCAGUGGUGAAGAUAGUUGAAAAAUUCAUAUUCAAAAGCCAUGACCAUCGAAAUCAAAGGAGAGCUCAGAAGAACUUCCACAAAGAAAUCGUAAUAGGAAAUAAGCGGAAGAGUUCAAUAAUGCCGAACGAUCGGAGCUUCCUCGGAGAGCUAAUCAAAAGUCCUAAUAGUCCAGUAGCAAACCUUAAAGUUUUCAGAGAGAAAGAGGUUGAUAAUAGUGCACAAGUUAUGUUGAGGAACUUUCUUAAUGACGAAAAUCUCACAUUUGAUAACCCAGUCAGAAAGCGGAAAAAGAAGAGAAGGUUCCUGACAAAAGCUGUUAAUAAUACAAAGGAUGAGGACUCGAAUGAAUUCUUUCCGAACGAUUAUGAGCUAAACCACACUGCUAUAAGCCCAAAUGAUACUAUAAAUAUUCAUCCUUCUAGUACCUCAAUUAUGCAUCCACAGGGAACUCCUGAAGAGUCUCAGAUUCAGUGAAAGUCUUCAAACCUCAUGAUUGAAGAAGAGUUUAUCAGGGACCGGACGAAGAAGGAGAACAGGAAGUAUCGUAAGAAAAACCUAAAGACUCAUAUCAUGACUGAAGUUAAAUAUGCUGAGAGCAAGGAUAAAUUACUUUAAGCAGAGAAUCGAUGAAAUUAAGUAUUUAUUUGUUAUGCCUAAACUUGAGU